ACAAGCUGUCUAAUCACUGCUGCUGUAUUUUAAAACUAGCUCACUUUCCUUGACAGGAGAUAAGAGUAUAUUUUUGAAUUAAUAACUAGUAGCUAAAAGGAUUUUUUUUUGUUUUUUGCUUUGGGGAAAAAAAAAAAAAAUAAAGAGAGAGAUAAUCAGCAUGAAUAAAAGAAGAUAUGACCUCACACUCCAAGCUAAAAGCCCGGUGUUGAUCUACAAGAAGAGGCAUGUGUUCCUGACAGGUAUAGAUCUUGCUGAAGAGUUGCAGUGAUAUUCUCAUCACCUCAAGUGAGUGGUUGUGCAAAAAGACAGAGGACUGUUCUGUUGGCUGUUCUCUUUUAACCUUGCACAGAGGAAUAUCCAAGCAACAGUUAUAUUAAUGUGAAGUAAACAAAUAUGAUCAUUUGGGCUGCAGAGUGCGAAAAGCUAAAGGAAUAUCUCUUUUGUCCUUUGGAUUAUAACGGCUUUAAUGACAAGUUGGAUUUUAAAGAUACAGUUUGAUCAGUUUAUGGUCUUUUCAGACAUUUCUGUUUGCCCUCUAAAAAUAUUAAACUUCACGUUUGGAUUACUAAUGAAAAAAUGCUGGUUUUGAAUGAUUGGACUAUUAGUGAAUAAGAGGGUAAUGUAUCAGUUAAUCGACUUUUUCCAAACUGUAAAAAUGCCUUUAGCAUUUUGCAUUUUAAUGUGUACUGUAGAAGAGUGAGCUGUCAUUAACGGGACAGAGAGAUUGGAGCCUGGCUUUUAAGUUGUCUCCUUCAAACGCUAUCUCUGGCAACAAAUCCAAUACAGUCCAGACUAUUUGCUUGAAACACCACUGUGGGAUCUACAGAUUCAUGUCCAGUCCGUUCCUUUCCCAAGCUUAUUGAGCAUGGGUUAGCAGUCAGGGCCAUGGUUGUGACCCAACUGGAAUUGGAGUUCUGCUAUCAGGGGAAGAAGCUACGUGGUUUUACCUGUAAGCUAACCAAAUCUGCCCAUGGCUUCCUGCCAGAAAGCACUUGGAGUAUUGCUGCCCAGAUUCUCUUGCCGUACCUGGUUUCUGGUCUCGGGAUGGUGGCUGCCGGCUUACUAAUGGAUGUUGUUCAACACUGGGAUGUAUUCAAAACAAUCACAGAGGUCUUUAUUUUGGUGCCUGCUUUAGUAGGACUGAAGGGUAAUCUUGAAAUGACACUGGCUUCACGGCUAUCAACUGCGGCUAAUACUGGACAGAUGGAUGAUGCCAAAGAGCAAUGGAGAAUGGUUUCCUGUAAUCUUGCACUUAUUCAGGUACAAGCCACAGUAGUGGGGUUUCUGGCAGCAGUAGCUGCUAUAAUUCUGGGAUCUAUAUCAAAAGGACACAUUGACCUGGACCAAGCUGCUGUACUUUGUGCUAGUAGUAUCAGCACCGCCUUCAUAGCUGCACUUUCACUAGGUCUGGUUAUGAUUGGGGUCAUUAUUGGAUCAAGAAAAGUAGGAAUAAAUCCUGACAAUGUUGCAACUCCCAUUGCAGCCAGUCUUGGAGACCUUAUAACUCUUUCACUCCUGGCUGCAAUUAGCAAUACACUUUUCAGCUAUAAAGGUAUCUCCUACCUUUCUCCCAUGGUAUGUGCAGUGUUCAUCGCUAUGAUACCACUUUGGGUUGUGAUUGCAAAAAGAAGUCCUCAGAUAAGGGAGGUGCUAAAAUCUGGAUGGCAGCCUGUGAUUGUUGCCAUGUCUAUAAGCAGUAUUGGAGGCCUCAUCUUGGAUAAAACUGUAUCUGAUCCUGAUUUUGAAGGGAUGGCUGUCUUCACACCAGUAAUCAAUGGUGUAGGUGGGAACCUUGUUGCCAUCCAGGCGAGUCGCAUUUCAACUUAUCUCCAUUUUUGGAGUGUUCCUGGUGUGCUACCUUCCAAGAUGAGGCAACACUGGCCUAACCCCUGUACUACCUUUUUCUUUUCAGGGGUGAAUUCCAAAUCAGCAAGAGUCCUGUUUUUGCUAGUUGUCCCUGGGCAUCUUUUGUUUCUGUAUACUACUAGUCUACUUCAGGGUGGACACAUGACUAUAACUGUCACCUUUGUUCUCUUCUAUCUGACAGCUGCACUUUUUCAGGUUGGGAUCCUCUUAUAUGUGGCAGACCUGAUUGUGAGGUUAAUGUGGAGGAAGGGACUGGACCCCGAUAACUUUUCAAUCCCGUACCUCACUGCACUGGGAGACCUGCUGGGUACAGGCUUCUUGGCGGUUUGCUUUCACCUGGUUGUAAUGGUUACAGGAGUAGACGUGGAGACUGGAAACUAAGACACUGACCCUGGAAACGUGCCUCUCCGUUAAACUGAUAUCUAAAGACAAAGUACUGUGGUUUUGUUGUUAUACACACACACACAAAACAUAUAUAUCUCAUAUAUACUGUAUACAUAUAUAUAUGUGCGUGUGUGUGUUUGUAUAAAUAUUGGUAAGUGCACAUUUGUGGAUUUUUUUGUGGAAACUGCUUAGAUUUUAAAGUUUAUAGUAUACUAAAAUAUGUAUUAGCAAUGUUUUGGUCUGAAAAUGUAAUUUAAAGAGUGCCAUGUACAGUGCCAAAUGAAAUAUGUUUCAUUUUCAGCUAUUAGUCAGUACGUAUCUACUGUCAAACACAACUCCACGUGCGUUACUCUGAGAAUGCGUCCCCAACUGGACUUUUCAAUAUGCAUAAUGAAGGCACUCAAUAAAGGUUUGUAAGACUGUCGGAGGCAUCACAGCCCAUUGAAAACAGACAGAGUUUACAUUUGAAGAAAUUUUGGAAAAUGUGGCCUGAUCUAUUUUUAAUUGCAAAAGGUGAAGUACAGUGGAGGUUAUGUUUGCCACCAAAUGAAAUCAUUCCAACUUUAAUCGGAUACAUUUUACUUCUACUCAAACUACAUGGAGGACGUUUUUUCUUUUCUUUUCACUAUCUAUGCAUCAGGCACACCUUUCUUUCCAAUUCCAGCCUGAUUUGCAAAAAGCAGGGUGUGUGUCAAUAUUUUUUUGUUUAGCUAAAAUAUAUUUGAGCCAUUACUGUAUAGAGGGGUUCAUUUCAGUGUAAGUGUUUCUUGCGCAAGAUACCCACAAAGUAAUACUUAGGGUUAAAUUGUAUUUUACAAUAGGAAAUAGAGCAGAAAACUGAGAAAAAGAACCUGGUGCCCUGUUUUUUUUUCAAUGUACAGUUUUAUUUUUAAAUUUUUGCUUGUAUAUUGCAGUAGAUUCUUAUUUAGCCCCAAACAGCUCUCAGAACUUUAAAGAACAAGCUAAUUAGGGAAUCCAUCUCUUCAAAUUAAAUUUAUUUGGGCAAAACAUAAAAUUAUUUUAAUAAAAUCUUCUUAUCACCAAUGAUAAGCUGAGCUUACAUUUGGCAGCCUUGACAACAAAUGUAUUAACUGUACAUAUGAAAUAUCUACCACAGGCUAUUAUAAACGGUAGCAACAUCUCAACAUGGCAUGUAAAUUGGCAAAGAGACAAGGACUAUAAAAUCAGUGAUUGUUUAAGAAAGUGCCUCUUGACUUAGAUUUGUAAACCUAGUACUUUUUAUGAAUGUCCUUCCUUGGUGUUCAUUACAGGCCUUACUUUUUGAAUAUGUUUUAAAUUAAACUGAACAAAAACCAAAAUCCAUGACUAUUUUUCCUUUGCUUGAAUAUUUAAUAAAUCCACAAACUUUGUAGUUUUUGUUUCCUUA
Polypterus senegalus (gray bichir) is the source of this 3640-nucleotide messenger RNA. It is a transcript of the gene slc41a3, whose product is annotated as solute carrier family 41 member 1. Bases 889 to 2250 code for a protein of 453 amino acids. The record is from RefSeq and is a predicted model, not a curated record. Gene Ontology annotation, cellular component: plasma membrane. Gene Ontology annotation, biological process: monoatomic cation transport. NCBI's taxonomy places the organism in Eukaryota, Metazoa, Chordata, Cladistia, Polypteriformes, Polypteridae. Gene Ontology annotation, molecular function: monoatomic cation transmembrane transporter activity. The transcript is spliced from 10 exons.